AUGUCUUCAUCGCAGCUCACUAUAUUUUGCAUCAUCCUGAUUGCUUUAUUUCCUCUUCAUGAAUUUGUCAAUGGCCAAGGUGGUAAAGCGGGUAAAUUUUAUUGCCAAGCACUCAAUUGCGACGCUAAUGACAAAAAUCGCAGUUGUUUUAUCUGUAAACGCCCAAAGACGUCACAUCGUUUCAACAGCAUGGCAGAAUGUAAUGCUGCGUGCCACGCAUAA
Messenger RNA from Eruca vesicaria subsp. sativa (arugula), 222 nucleotides. The record is from the annotation of a GenBank genome assembly. NCBI's taxonomy places the organism in Eukaryota, Viridiplantae, Streptophyta, Magnoliopsida, Brassicales, Brassicaceae.